AUGUCGCCUUCGUCUUCGGAGCCGUCUAGUAGGAGCUCCUCGGACGCUUUCUCAACUUUAACCAUUAGAAAGAAACGACAAGAACAACGAGCCAAAGCCCAAGCCCAGGCAUCGCGAAGCAAUCUUGGAGAAAGUAGAGACCACACACCACCUGAGACUCCAGGUACAAUAAUCUUCCAUGCGCCUGUUUCUCGUACAAGCGCCUUAGAUCCGAGAGGCCAUGCUCAGGCUUUAGCACGUGGUGGUCCUUCGUUGGAGUUUGGCUCAUACGAAGAACUCAACAUAAACAAUCCUCGUCGACUACCUUUUGACCUUCAGCAAGCUAUGUUGUACAAAGUAUGCGGAACGCUUGAGGCUGCAAUAUUCGACUUCACAAAGCGCUGGGCGCCAGAAUUCCUUGACGAUAAGAAUGUGAAGUCGGGUCGAGAAGUAGAGCUCAACUUUUGGGAGAAAUGGUUAGCCGCACCUGUUAUCCCUCUUGAAGCUUUCGAGAACCCUAAUGACAUUCCUCGAUAUCUUGAAUUACUGGGCAAGUUUAAAGAGAUCUGUCACACUUUCGUUCACCGAAAGAAGGCACCUGUUUUGUAUGUCGACCAGAUGGUAGCUGACGCCAUAGAAAUGACCAAGAUGAUCAAAGAUGAAGCACGUGCUGAGUCACUAGACGAAAUGCAUCAAAUACUCCAUCAUAUGGGAAGCCUUUUGCGUAAUCAAGUCACCGUUGAAAUGAAGGGGAUUCUUGAUGAUAGGCUCCAAACCAAUAGACAUCUUCAAAAGACGCCGAUGAGCUGGCUGGAGGCCAGUCGAUUGCAAGAAGAGGAGUCUGAGAUUUUGAGAGACCUGAAUCAUGAAAAUGACGUGUUCGCAUCUUUGUAUGCUAGGUCAUUGCAAGCCCUGGAGGAAAUUAUGGAACCGCUUUCCAAGAUGAUGAUUUUCUGA
Messenger RNA from Botrytis porri, 936 nucleotides. RefSeq lists its product as uncharacterized. Lineage: Eukaryota; Fungi; Ascomycota; Leotiomycetes; Helotiales; Sclerotiniaceae. The coding region runs from base 1 to 936 and encodes 311 amino acids. The transcript has a single exon. The record is from RefSeq and is a predicted model, not a curated record.